AUGUCGGCAAGGUUGGAACCCCUUGAGAUUCUCAUUGUGGGUGCUGGGCUCGGAGGGCUUUUUGCAUCUCUGGCUCUUCGACAAGAUGGCCAUCGUGUGACGCUUCUCGAUUCCUCUGCCGAAUUUAAGGAGCACGCCGGUGCCGGUAUUCGCAUCCCGCCCAAUAGCUCCCGUCUCCUGCGCCGUUGGGGCAUUGACAUCGACGGGCUGAAGAAAUCAACCUGUCGUCGUUACCAUUUCGUUCGCUGGGAGGACGGUUCGACCAUCACCAAGAUCCCCUUUGACGAUAUCGAGGAACGACACGGCGCGCCGUAUUACAUGGUCCAUCGAGCCGAUUUACACGCAAGUUUGCUUACCGCGGCAAUCCGAGCGGGGGUGGCCAUCCACAACCACCAACAUGUCACGUCCUACGAUUUCACCGUCCCAAAAGCCAUCACAGCAGGCUUGAAGGAAUGGACGGCUGACCUCAUCAUCUGUGCGGAUGGAAUUAAAUCCACGGCUCGACCCCUUCUGACCGGCCAACCAGACCGCCCGAGAGAUACUGGCGACGUGGCCUACCGCAUCCUCAUCCCUGGGAAGGACCUCCUUGCAGAUCCAGACCUUGCCGAUCUUAUCACGGAUCCCGCAAACACAUCUUGGUGUGGACCAGAUGCCCACCUCGUCGGCUAUCCCAUCCGUGCUGGCGAGCUGUACAACAUCGUCGUAUGUGCUACUUCACAAGGGGAGACAACAGAUGACACCUGGGUGGUGGAGGGCAACAACGAGGAACUUUGUGCGCGAUUCUCCGGAUGGGAACCACGGGUGCAGAAGCUAUGUCGAUUGACUCAGUCAUUUAUGAAAUGGCGUUUGUGCGAUCUUCCUGUGCUCUCGACUUGGGUGCAUCCGUCCGGUAAAGCAUGUCUUCUGGGCGAUGCGUGUCACCCGAUGCUUCCCUACCUAGCUCAGGGAGCUGCCCAGGCCGCUGAAGAUGCAGCUACGAUCCGCAAGGUGCUGGCGGAAAGAACCGACAUUGCGAGUGCGUUGAAACGGUAUGAGCGUACACGAGAGCAUCAGUAUAUCCUGCACAUUGGCGAUGGGAGUGAACAACGUCAACGAGACGAGGUCAUGCGGCAUGACAGUCCCUCUAGCCCCAUCUUUUGGGGACAUGCGCUGCGCCGGGAGUGGCUAUUUAGCCAUGAUGCCGAGAAGGUUGACAUUAACACAAACCCAGACGUAAAGAAGUCUGUUCUUUAA
This is a messenger RNA of Aspergillus ibericus CBS 121593, 1233 nucleotides long. RefSeq names its product salicylate hydroxylase. The transcript has 4 exons. Gene Ontology annotation, biological process: secondary metabolite biosynthetic process. Gene Ontology annotation, molecular function: FAD binding; monooxygenase activity. The record is from RefSeq and is a predicted model, not a curated record. Bases 1 to 1233 code for a protein of 410 amino acids. Lineage: Eukaryota; Fungi; Ascomycota; Eurotiomycetes; Eurotiales; Aspergillaceae.